Molecule: messenger RNA, 975 nt
Organism: Trichomonas vaginalis G3
Lineage: Eukaryota; Parabasalia; Trichomonadida; Trichomonadidae
Exons: 1
Coding region: 1-975 (324 amino acids)
Source: RefSeq, a predicted model, not a curated record
AUGUCCACAAGCGAGAAAUCUCCACGCGCAUCAAGGACACUUAAGUCGACAGGUAAAAUGAAUUACGUUCGUACUUCUCCAGCUGCCACAACUAAAGCCAAUAAUUCUAAAAAGAAACAAAAGACCGGAUUGAAAAUGUCACAUACCCAAAUCAAGAAUGACAAGAGAUACAAGAAAUAUGAAGGUAUGGACAUCCCUCAACUUAGAGUUGCCAAAGCCGAAGAAAUUGAAAAAUUGAAUUUCGAUGAAUCCGAAUUCAUAGAAGCAAUAAUUCAAAUGCUGCAAUACAGUGCACCAGUAGAUGCUACCACAAUUGGAGCCAAAUGGCUUACAGAGACAUUAGAAGAUCUAAUUAACGACUAUAAGUCCAAUCUCGAUAAGAUUAACAACGAAUUCAAGGAUAAGGAGCUUGCAAUUCGCGAAAACGAGAAUACAGUAUUUUCCAAAGUCCAUGAUCGCCACAUUUUGGAAAUUGAAGAAGUCGAAACCGCAAGAGAAGUUGAACAACUUAAUAAUGAAACCCUCGUUUGCGGACAAGCGAUCGAUUUGCAGAAGCAAGCCAAGACAUUGGCCAAAUCCAACGAUUUCAACGGCGCAAGGCAGCAGGCUCGCAAAGCAGAAGAAGUUAAUCAGAAAUACAUCGGCAAAAGGAAAGAAAGCACAGAAAAGAAGUACAACCAGGAGCUUAAGAGACUCCUCAAUCUCCAGGAGAAGCAGCUUAUGAUUCUCUUGAACCGUUUGAACCAAUCAAUCGAUGAUAAUAACAGAAGCAAAGACAAUUCAAUUCGCGAGCUCCAAAAGCAAUAUCAAGUUUUCUACAAGUCACAGCUACAACGUCUCAUCGUAGAUGGCCAGAAACAACUUCCUUCUACAGAACAGAAAUCCAAUUUUGUUGUUGAUAUUAAUGUUCAGUACAGAAGAAUUAUUCUUGAUGCAGAAAAGAAAUACAACAUCCCUCUUAGUUUUCUCCUUUAA